Molecule: messenger RNA, 3730 nt
Organism: Haplochromis burtoni (Burton's mouthbrooder)
Lineage: Eukaryota; Metazoa; Chordata; Actinopteri; Cichliformes; Cichlidae
Gene: slc9d1
Product: transmembrane and coiled-coil domains 3
Exons: 15
Coding region: 350-2374 (674 amino acids)
Biological process (GO): potassium ion transmembrane transport; proton transmembrane transport
Cellular component (GO): membrane
Molecular function (GO): potassium:proton antiporter activity
Source: RefSeq, a predicted model, not a curated record
ACCGACGCUGUCUCCAGCUAUGUGGCAGGAGAGGAGGGGUGGUGGUAGUGCGGCACAACAGCACGAUUGUUUCCUUCUUCUUCUGCUGCUCCUUCAGUCGUGGAGUUGAGAGCCAGGACAGUACACACAUUUCGCAGCAGCUCAAGACGGAACAGUGGUAUUACUGAUUUCUAGCUGCAGUGGCAGAGCGUCUGCAGCCUAGCCCAAAGGAAGAAGGACAUAGGAGGAGUUUGGAAAGUAAACAUCUCUCAGCUUGACUCAUGCUCACAACAGUGCAGACUGCCUUGGCUGCCUCACACCCGUCUUCAGUCCCCCUCACACCCUGGUGAAGACACGAGUAGGACUUUGGAUGCAGGCUGUAUGUUGGCUGCUGUGCCUCAGCCUGGCAGGGGCAUCUGCCGUGGUCCACAAAGACCAGGUGGCCCAGCAUGCCGUCAAGCUCUAUCGAAGUAACAGGGCUGCACACGGGCAGAGCUGGGUGGCUGGUAACUGCAAGCGGCUGGUGGGCCUCCUACGUCAGAAAAAUGUGGUUUUCAAGAAGCUGGAGGCUGCUGCCGAUGCUGUUGGGAAAGACCGGAGCCUUUCAGAGACUGAGAAACACUUCCAGGUUCACACUCUGGAGGUUUUGCAGAAAGAGCUGAAUGAGAGCGAGCACCUCGUGUUCCAGGCGUUGCACAGCCUGCAGAGAGCGCUACAGGGAGACUACAAGGAUGUGGUCAACAUGAAGGAGAGCAGCAGACAAAGGCUGGAGGCCCUCAGGGAGGCAGCCAUAAAGGAAGAACAGGAGUACGUGGAGCUGGUGGCGGCUGAGAAGCAUCAGCAGGAAGCUGUUAAAAGCGCUUUGGCCCAGAACAAGACUCUGUCCAUCCUGGAUGAGAUCCUGGAGGAUGUCAGGAAGGCAGCCGACCGACUUGAGGAGGAGAUCGAAGAGCACGCCUUUGACAACAACAAGCAGAUGAAAGGAGUGAAUGUAGAGGCCGUGCUGAGAGUGGAAGACGACGAAGAGAAUGGAAGCAAGAGGAAGAACAAGUCCAGGCAAAAGGAAGUGGAGGAUGACCUGGGACUGAGCAUGCUCAUUGACUCGCAGAACAACCAGUAUGUUCUGACUAAACCGCGAGACUCAACAAUGCCGAGAGCCGACCACCACUUUAUCAAAGACUUGGUUUCAGUGGUGAUGUUGUCUCUGCCCUGUGGCUGGAUUUGCACUCUGGCGGGUCUUCCUCCCAUGUUUGGAUAUAUCAUCUGCGGGGUCCUGCUUGGUCCUUCUGGGCUCAACAGCAUCAAGUCUAUGGUUCAGGUGGAGACUCUCGGGGAGUUGGGUGUGUUUUUCACUCUCUUUGUGGUCGGACUGGAGUUCUCACCUGAGCGCCUCAGAAAGGUAUGGAAGAUUUCAGUUCAGGGUUCCUGCUCUUUGAGUCUGCUGAUGGUAGGAGCCGGUUUGCUGUGGGGACAAGUCCUGCAUAUUCGACCCACCCAGACUGUCUUCAUCUCUACUUGUUUGUCCUUGUCCAGCACUCCACUGGUGUCCCGCUUCCUGGCAGGAGGAAGCAGAGGAGAUAAGGAAGCUGAGCUGGACUACAGCAGCGUUCUCCUUGGGAUGUUGGUGAUGCAAGAUGUUCAGCUCGGCCUCUUCAUCGCUGUCAUGCCGACUCUGAUCCAGGCACAAAGUGGAGAGUUGGACGGCUUCCUGUAUGGCAGCCUCCACGUGCUCUAUCUCCUGGCCCAGGUCCUGGUGUCGCUGGCUGCUGUGCUGCUGCUCUGCUUGCUCUUCAGAUCAUUCCUGAUUGGCCCCUUUUACAAGAAGCUUCACACUGAGAGCAAAGGCAACAGGGAGAUCCUGGUGCUGGGGAUGGCAGCUUUUGUCUUUUUCAUGCUGACAGUAACUGAGGUGCUGGAUGUUUCCAUGGAGCUCGGUUGUUUCCUGGCUGGAGCUUUGCUGUCCUCACAGGGUCACAUGGUCACAGCAGAGGUCAUGGGAUGCAUCGAGCCGAUCAGAGACUUCCUUGCCAUCAUCUUCUUUGCUUCUAUCGGUUUCCACGUGUUCCCGACAUUUGUGCUGUAUGAACUCACCAUCCUGCUGGCGCUAACUCUCACACUCGUCAUUAUGAAGUUUAUGAUGGCUGUACUCGUGCUGUCAGCAAUCUUGCCUCCAGGGUCUCGGCACAUACAGUGGAUCGUCUCUGCUGGCCUCGCUCAGGUCAGCGAAUUCUCCUUCGUCCUGGGCAGUCGUGCGCGUCGAGCUGGCAUCAUCUCCAGAGAGGUGUACCUGCUGGUCCUCAGCGUCACCACUCUCAGUCUGCUGCUGGCUCCGCUGCUCUGGAAGGUUACCACACACAGAUGGGUUCCCCGCACCGAACGCAGACCAGUCACAUGACCACACUGACUUCAGCGCCAAAGGGUUCUCGUUUGAGUUUUGCAGAAAUAACAGUGGCAUAACAAGAAGUUUUAUUUAUGCAGGACCAAAUCUCCCUCUUUUUCUUCUUCUUCUUCUUCUUCUUGUACUGACUCAAUCUGCUGCUUUAGAGGAGAGUGACUUGAGGUCCUUAAUCAAAGCCUGCUUCUGACUGUUAAAAAAGCCUUCAUUACAGUUUCUCCAUCCUAGGUAUGGUCCAAAUUGGUGUAACAUGUAGUGUAUGUGCUAGAUAAACUAUACUGUAUUUUAAUAUCACAUGCUGAAAUAGUUUUACAUGUAAUCUACAGAACCGCAACAUCACUGAACCGCUUUGAUUUUCUGGAAACAUCUGUAAGGCUCGGUGGUGUCUGCUACUUACAAAAAACCUUUGAUAGAAAGCACAUGUUUUGAGGAGAAGCACAACAGAUAAGAGAUCCUUUACGCUGUGACGCUUUUGAUGUCAGAAAUGCCUUUCUUCUUAUUUUCAGACACUUGUUUCAUCAGUCAUUCUGUCACUUAUGCAAUUUGAACCUUAGAUUUGCCUCCUCCAUGUAGAAAUCACAUGACAGUUCAACACAUCUCCAUAUAUUGUUUUGUGAUCUUAUGAAUAGGUGAAAUAUUUGGGAAGUUUUUUUUUUUGUAUUAUGUAAAACGACCUCCGGCGUUCUUCUAGAUGACUAUAUUACUGUUCACUUUGUCUUCUUCGGCUCUUGGUUAUCGUAGAUGACAGAUUGUGCUUCUGACUGACGUAAAAACCUUCUGUGUGCUGUAUUUAAUCAGAAGUGGGUUAUUCUGAUCAUCGUGCUACUGUGAAUUUUGCUAUAAUAGCACUCUCUGAAGACUGUAGUUUGUUACUCUUUUUUCUUGGCAAAUGUCAGAACACCGUGGUAGGUCACACUACUAACAAACUCAGAAGGUAGAUAAUGAAAUACAUGAUUUUAGGAGCAGAAAUGCAUCAGACACUAAUGACAACUCUUCGCUGACGUUACGUUUGAAUACAAAAUGCACUAGUUAACCCUGAAUGUCAAACUUAUGUGCCUGCUCAACACUUCUCUGCACUAAAAACAAGACUUUGAGGAGUGUAUUCCUGCUCAUCUUGUGCUGUAAGUGUCUUAUCUUCCAUAAAGUGCAAUGUAAAUGUGUGUCCAACAGCCAGGUUACUGAAUAUUUUAAUAUGAUUCUCAGAUACUGUUUCUUUCUUUUCUGUUUACAUACAUGUGUGUUGGUGGUCAUGGCAGACACUACAAGUCAUAAAGAAGUGCUGUUUUCAUUCAUGAUUGUGUAUUUCUAAACUGCUAAAUUCAUUUUAUUUAUUAAAAAGAAGAUGACAACAAAGAA